Molecule: messenger RNA, 2292 nt
Organism: Uranotaenia lowii
Lineage: Eukaryota; Metazoa; Arthropoda; Insecta; Diptera; Culicidae
Exons: 1
Coding region: 1-2292 (763 amino acids)
Source: RefSeq, a predicted model, not a curated record
AUGCGUGACCUCCGUGAACUGUAUAAGUUGGAAAGCUUCCUUUGUCGCACUUUUGAAACAGUGCGUAAGUUCAUCGCGAAUGCAAACUCAAGUGCUAUUACAAGUGAAUUGAUCAGUGUACGCUUAGAACGGUUAGAAGAUGCGUUCAAGCAGUUCCAGCUAGUGCGUACGGAAAUUGAGCUGCAAACCGACCCCCAAGUGACCGGUGCUGAUGAUCCUGAGCAGCAGCUGGCGCUGAUGAACGCACGGACCGACGAAGAUGCAAGCAUUGCGAUGGAGAAGGAAAACGACUUCUGUAACCUCAAAGGUGAACUACUCCGCCUACUGUCAUUAACAAGUGGAUCGGCUAAUGUAGAGCAAAAAUCAAGUUCAAGCUUAAGUGCGCCUUUAGAAACAACAUCGAGUUUGGCAAGGGUUAAGCUGCCUGAAAUACGCCUACCAACAUUUGAUGGAGCAGUCAACCACUGGUUAACGUUUCGGGAUUCUUUUCACAGCCUUAUCCAUUCGAGUGAACACCUUACCGAGAUGGAUAAGUUUUCCUACCUUCGCUCCGCACUAAUGGGAGAAGCUCUCCAAGAGGUGAGCUCUGUUGAGAUGACGGCAGCCAAUUACAACAUAGCAUGGGCUGCUUUGAACAACCGUUAUGAAAAUCGCAAGCUUAUUGUGAAAACGUAUCUCGAUGCGCUUUUCAACGUAGAGGAGCAACCCGCGGAAACUUUCGACGGAUUAAGCCGACUGAUCAACGACUUCGACAAGAACAUCCAGAUGUUGGAGAAAGUGGGUGAAAAAUCUGACGGUUGGAGUACUUUGCUGGUGCAUAUGGUGUGUGCUCGGUUGGACCCUUUGACGUUGCGUCACUGGGAAACACAUCACAAUUCUCGUGAGGUACCCCAGUUUCAGGAAUUGAUGUGCUUCCUUCGAAACCACUGUGCCAUUCUACAAACGUUUUCUCAUCAUAAACCCAAAGCUUCAGCAAUCAGAGAUGAACGACCAAGGUUUGGAGUUAGUCAUUCCAGUGUGCAGUUUCCCCCCAAGUGCCCAUUCUGUGGGGAUACAUUUCAUUCCGUUUUCCGUUGCAUCAAGUUCCUGAAGCUGACAGUCGAAGAACGCACUGAACUAGUGAUGAGGGCUAGACUGUGCCUGAUUUGCUUGUCACCCGGUCACUUGGCUCGUGUCUGUAGCAGAGGCUCGUGUCAUCAUUGCGGAUCACGUCAUCAUUCGUUGCUGCAUACAGACCACACAUCCUCCGUCUCGCAAAUCGAGGAGAACCCCGAUCCGUCAGUACGUCAAGCUCCUCAAUCCCCACCACCAUCUCCGUCAUCCCAACCGAUACCAUCUACAGACCAACAUUCCAACCCACAAACCUCUACAUCGUUUUCGGCCACGCAAAUGCCUAACUACAUCACAGACUUCUCCAGAAAACUCCAACACACUAAUGUACAUCACACACACUCAUCAACACAUCAUGUUUUGCUGUCGACGGCUGUCGUAUGUGUUCUGGACCAUGCUGGAAACUUCCAGCAAGCUAGAGCGUUGUUAGAUUCCGGUUCACAGUUUUGCUUUAUGACCAAGAAUUUCAGUGAACGUUUAAAACUCCCAAGCUCCUACGAUAAUCUCACCAUUCAAGGCAUCGGUGGUUCGAAAGCAAUUUCCCGAGUGCAGGUUAUGGCGUCAGUUUUUCCCCGAUGUUCGACAAUAUCAGCGUUCAGCUCAUCCAUGCCAUUCCUUGUGCUUCCGGAGCUUACAGCAACCCUGCCAGCCUGCAGUGUUCGCAAGUCAUGGAGUACUCCAAAGAGCUUAACGCUCGCCGAUCCCAACUUCAACAAGCCAGGAAAGAUAGACCUUAUCAUUGGCACAGAGUUUUUCUUCGAUCUUCUCUGCGAUGGUCGUUUCAAGGUUUCUGAUAAUGGUCCAAGUAUGCAGAAUUCCGUUUUUGGCUGGAUCAUAUCAGGCAGAAUUCCAGAUAAAACCAAUCCUCGACCGCUUUCAUCAGCGUACCCGGUAGUAGCAACACGUUUGUCAACGAAAAGGCGAAAACCAGUUUCGCCCCUAGUGCCUCCUUCCAUUGAGAAUAAAGUUCUUUCUGGCGGCCGGCGGCAACAUGCUACACAACGAGAAUCAACACAGCAACGAUCUUUCAUCGCAGUCGUCGAGACAUCUACCUCGUAUUCCUUCGUUUCAUUUGCAAAGAGGCAAACAGACAACGCUAGUCUGAGCAGAGUUCCAGCACCAAAGCCUUCAGGGGUGACGCGGUCGCGAUCGGACGGGUCGGACCUGUCACCCCACCGCUAA